Molecule: messenger RNA, 528 nt
Organism: Trypanosoma cruzi
Lineage: Eukaryota; Euglenozoa; Kinetoplastea; Trypanosomatida; Trypanosomatidae
Product: ATP-dependent DEAD/H RNA helicase, putative
Exons: 1
Biological process (GO): cytoplasmic translational initiation
Cellular component (GO): cytoplasmic stress granule
Molecular function (GO): translation initiation factor activity; RNA helicase activity; ATP binding
Source: RefSeq, a predicted model, not a curated record
AUGGGAGACGUCGAGCAAAUAGUGGAGAAGGAGGAAACUGACAUACAAGCAAAUGUCUUAGCCAUUCCAACGUUUGAGGCGAUGGGGCUAAAGGAGGAAUUGCUGCGUGGCAUGUAUGGAUACGGUUACAAGAAACCCACUGCCAUUCAGAAACGAUUUAUUGUGCCAUUCACUCAGUCCCGUGACCUUGUGGCGCAGGCCUCUUCCGGAUCCGGCAAGACAUCGGCCUUUUGUAUUUGUCUUCUGCAGGUAUGCCAAUCAGCGCUGCGGGAAACGCAAGGGCUUGUGCUUAGUCCCACGCGAGAACUGGCGCUGCAGACGCAAGAUCUCUGUAACAACAUUGGUCACCACAUGGGUCUCGCCGCAUACGCCUCUAUUGGAGGAAAGAGCGUGGAAGAUGACAUACGUCGUCUGGAGAGUGGUGUGCAGAUUGUGUCUGGCACCCCAGGACGCGUGUUUGACAUGAUCAAACGGCGUCACCUGCGUGUGAAUCAUCUGAAGACACUUGUUUUGACGAGGCGGAUGAGA